Molecule: messenger RNA, 4521 nt
Organism: Sceloporus undulatus (fence lizard)
Lineage: Eukaryota; Metazoa; Chordata; Lepidosauria; Squamata; Phrynosomatidae
Gene: BNC1
Product: basonuclin 1
Exons: 5
Coding region: 246-3176 (976 amino acids)
Biological process (GO): regulation of transcription by RNA polymerase I
Cellular component (GO): nucleus
Source: RefSeq, a predicted model, not a curated record
GAGCACAUUGAGGGAGAGGGAUCUGAUUUCAUUCCCCUGUGCUCAGUGGUGAGCGCACAUCAGGCGUGGAGGUGCUCUGCUGCUGCUUCAGAGGAGGGUAAAAGAGACCAAGGCGUGUGAUGAUUCUGCCUUUCCCUACUUGUACAGACAGGAAUGUUUCCUGGUUCUUCUUUGUACAACUCACAGCAGCAAAGGGGAUGGGAAACUGUUUAAUAGCUCUCCAAACACAUGCUCCCUAAAAAGAAAUGUCGGAGGCUAUCCAGUGCACUCUGGUGAACUGUAGCUGUCAGUGCUUUAAACCAGGGAAAAUAAACCAGCGACAAUGUGAUCAGUGUCGGCAUGGAUGGGUAGCACAUGCUUUAAGUAAACUAAGGACCCCUCAUCUCUAUUCGACAAGCCAAGUGGAAAUAGUCCAGUCUAAUGUGGUCUUUGAUAUCAGCAGCCUCAUGCUGUAUGGAACACAAGCAGUUCCAGUCCGUCUCAAAAUCCUCUUAGAUCGUCUUUUCAGUGUCCUGAAGCAAGAAGAAGUAAUAUACAUCCUCCAUGCUCUGGACUGGACACUUCAAGACUACAUUCGUGGAUAUGUCUUACAGGAUGCUUCUGGAAAGGUCCUGGAUCACUGGAGCAUCAUGACCAGUGAAGAGGAGUUGGCUACUUUGCAGCAGUUUCUACGUUUUGGUGAAACAAAGUCCAUCGUAGAGCUAAUGGUGAUUCAAGAGAAAGAGGGGCAAUCUGUCAUCAUCCCUACAACAUCAGCUAAUAUGGAUAUAAGGGCAUUCAUUGAAAGCUGCAAUCAGAGGAAUGCAAACCUCUCCGCCUCUUUAGACAAAAUUAACCCUGUGAACGUUCAUCACUUUGAGAAUGUUGUACACAACAUGGCUUUCAUGCUGCCUUUUCAGUUUUUUAGUCCUGUACCUCCACCCCUGAUAGGUUCACCCCCUGAAAGGCUCCUGAUCGAACAAGCUCAGGAAAAUAACAAUGAACUGAAACAAGAUGUCCAUACCCAGUUUUCAGAAAACACCUUCUUAAUGUCCAAUUCUUCAUUUCAAGCUGAAAAGGAAAAGGCUGCAACUAGCCCGGAUAUCACUUUGAAACCAGAGCAGGAUGUUUCCCCAAGGGACUUGAACUCCCCAAAUGAAGACACAAAGCUCGAAGAGGGCCAGGUGUCCCCAGAAAGUAAAAUUAAAUCUGUUGAGAAAAAUGGGACUGGAACAAGGAAAGGGCGUGUUUUUUGCACUGCGUGUGAAAAGACAUUUUAUGACAAAGGAACUCUGAAGAUCCACUAUAAUGCUGUCCACCUGAAAAUUAAACAUAAGUGCACCAUUGAAGGCUGCAACAUGGUAUUUAGCUCCCUACGGAGCCGAAAUCGCCACAGUGCCAAUCCCAAUCCAAGGCUUCACAUGCCCAUGAACCGAAACAAUCGUGACAAAGAUUUGAGGAAUGGGUUGACCAUCACUGAACUAGAAGAAAACAAAAGGACAGAUUUUACUGACAGAUCCAUUCCCAGCUAUGGAAGUUCUUGUACUGAAUCAAAAGUGCAACCAAGUUUUCAUGGCGCUGGACAAAAUGGUAUUCUCUUUCCAAACCUGAAGACAGUACAACCAGUUCUUCCCUUCUAUCGCAGUCCAGUCACUCCAGCUGAACUUGCAAACACACCAGGUACCCUUCCCUCUCUCCCUCUGGUUUCCUCCUCAAUACCUGAACCACUAGUUUCUAAUGAAUCACCUUUUGAUGUGCUGCCCAAGAAGAAAUCCCGCAAGUCUAGCAUGCCCAUCAAGAUAGAGAAAGGAGCUGUUGAAACCACAAGAACAACAAAUGAAGUUGCCAGCUCAGAAGAUGACAUGCCUCCACAGGUGGUAAGUGAAGGGCAAGUCGAGAUGCACAAAUCUAGGACAGAACAUCAUAUGAACCACUCAGUAGAAAAGCAGCCCCAUUCAGUUAUAUCAUGGAAAUCCCUCUCUGAGGUCGGAGAACCAAAAUCAUUUAAAUCUUUGGAGUCAAAUAACCUGGGCAUCAAAGUGGAUGAAUUGCAUUACUCUGAGAAAAAGGAUAAGCCAGAACUAAGUAAAUUAUUACAAACAGUUUCUACUGAAAAUGUACAUGAAGAUUCAAACCAGCAAAGUGAUGGCAUCAAAGCACCCACUGAACCUGAUGAUUACAUUAAGGGUCAGUUGAAUUACAGGAUUCCUGUGAAUGACUUCUCUGAAUUGCAGCACCACUUGCUGAGUAGGGCUGGGUUCAGUGCACUCUCCAGCCGGCAUGUGGCCAUUCCUGGUUCUGAAGCUUUUAAAGAUAUGGAUCAUGUGAGUCAGCAUGCACUGGAGCUUCCAAAGGGAGAAAGCCGCUUUCACUGUGACAUCUGUAAGAAGACCUUUAAAAACCCUUACAGUGUGAAAAUGCAUUUCAAAAACGUACACCUAAAAGAAAUGCACAUUUGCACAGUUCAGGGUUGUAAUGCUGCUUUUCCUUCUCGUCGAAGUCGAGACAGACACAGCUCUAAUCUAAACCUUCACCAUAAGCUUUUAACCAAAGAUCCCUUGGAAAUCAAGAAGAACCGUUUCAAUGAAACAUAUCUCUUGAAGGACAUUGCAAAAGAAGCUAUCCCUGAUGACUCAUUGAAAAGAGACCUUGGACAACAGACGUCUGUCAUUUUUAAAGGAAUGAGCAGAACUGGCAGCCUGGUCUUCCCAAUGAGCAAGAUUGGAGAACCUUCUCCCAAGAGCUAUGGUUAUGAUCCAAUAAAUGAUGGAGCCGUUCUGGAUUUAAGCACUACAUCAAGUGUCAAGUCAGAGAGCAGUGCUCAUUCUUCUUGGGAUUCAGAUGGAGAUGAUGACAAUGAUCCUGGAGCUCUGGAGGACAGUGCUGAAAGCUGUGAAAGUACAUGUUUAAUGCCAAAUGAAGAACUCUACCAAGACUAUUCUCUGAUGGACAACUCAGAUCCAAGCUUCUCAAAUCUACCUUCCAGUUUGCCAAUUACCUGUGAUAUAUGCCAAAAAAGCUACAGUAACAAAGGAACUUUCAGAGCCCAUUACAAAACUGUGCAUCUCCGUCAGCUCCAUAAAUGCAAAGUCCCAGGUUGCAACACAAUGUUUUCUUCUGUUCGCAGCAGAAACCGACACAGUCAAAAUCCCAAUUUACACAAGAGCUGGAUCAGGUCAACACACAAUCUACAAUAAUAUCUCACAGUUCUUUAGCCUAACCAGGGGACCUUCUUUAGUCAAGCAUUUCAGCCUUUUCUUUCAAAAAACUAAGAAACAAAAACGGCAUUCUAGUAAGAUCUCUCUUCUUUGCUGGGCCUACUGGAGAAACAAGGCAAGAUUUUGCUUCUGUGUACACACAAGCUAUGCUUUUUCACUGAUUAAAAAUGUGCACCAUUUAGUAAAAUAAUAAUAAUAAUAGAAUGGCUUUUACACCUAGACAUAGAUGCAAAGGAUGCAAUAAUGUUGAAAUGAGGACAAAAUGAUGUUAAAAGCUCAAGGUGCUCUUCAUGUUUUGCAGUAUGAGAUGCAGUGAAGAUAUUAUUCCAAUGUUUUGUUUACAUGUUGCAUGGGAGGAGAUUAUAUAGUUGUACCCAUUUGUUGAACCAGGGGACUUGGACAUGGACCUUUCACUUUUGAGACCCUAGAAAGAGGAAGCUUCCAUCCAAAAAUGGCAUUCCUGUGACAUGUUUUCCCCUUUUCUCUCUGUAAUAUACAGUAAAACUUAACCACAUGUCCUGAUGUCCUCAGGUGGUAUUUUGUUCCAUAGAUGAUAGCCAUGCAAUGGUACAAAGAGGGAGCUGAAAACGUGCACAUGAAUGCAAUUAUCAGAAGGCACCCCCAUGUUGACUCUGCCUCCAUGUUGACUUUACUGCAUUACGGCAUACGUUGUGUUUCCCUGUGUAAUCUGUUAUCAAAUGCCAGAAACCAAACCUAUUCAUUUAAAAAUAUUCUGGAGUUCUUGACAAAAAUGUUAUUAGAUUACAGAUUAUUUUAAGGUUCACUGUGGGUGGCUUUGAAUUAUUUUGACAACAUUUGAAAAAUACAGGGUCCCAUUUCUCCCUCCCCUCCACAAAAAAAGCAUGCAAACGUUUAUGUCUCAGUGAAUGAUGGAGCUGGCUCUGAGAUGGAUCUGUGAACUGCCCGACGCCGAAGCCACUCAGCAGUUCAUGGGUCUGUCUUGGAACUCGCUUCUGAGCCAUCCUGUACUGUUAAAAUAUAAUGAGAGGUCUAGGCCCAAAGAGUAAACUGCAAAGAACAGAAAAUAUUCUCUUUGAUAUAUUUUUUUUUAAAGGACUCUCAGUUAACUUUAGGGGCCUCUGAAAUUCAUCAGUAUGUAAUAUGUAAAAGCUAAUCAGAUGCUUCCAAAGAUUUUUGAACCACAUGCAGGACAUUUUUUAACAAUGCAAUCUGUAUUUUAAUUGCACUGUUUGGUCGCUAUCUUAAAAACAAGUGACAUGCUGAAAAAGACUUACUGCAGCAUUUUUUCAGCAUCGGACAGUAAGCAACAUGAGAUCAAUGAGUGGAGUUAAAGGAUUAAUAC